Messenger RNA from Vicia faba (fava bean), 570 nucleotides. NCBI's taxonomy places the organism in Eukaryota, Viridiplantae, Streptophyta, Magnoliopsida, Fabales, Fabaceae. The record is from the annotation of a GenBank genome assembly.
AUGUCGGAAUCAUCAGUCUCAACUCUCCGAGACACUCUCCUCCGGUUAUCGAAUUCAAUCGCAAACUCUCUCGCCACAACUCCAUACACUUCUCACAAAACCUCCAACAUCUCCGUCAAAGCCUUUCUCGAACCCCUUCUCACUUCCACAAAUUCCACCAUCAAUGCUUCCAUCAAAGACUUCGCUCUAGCAUGUGCUUUGUUAUCCUCUUCCACACACGCCAAUUCAGAGUUUCUCUCAUGGAUCCCCGAUCACCUUUCCUCCCUUGCAACUGCUUCCUUUUUCAGGCUCUCCCAAGCGUACCUCACAGUCUUCGAUGAUAGGAACUCUCAAAAGGUGGAAGAGUUCGGUUUGGAUUGUAAUUUGGUUCCUGUACAUAAGAGGUUGCUUCUGGAAUUGUUGCCUGAAGUACUUCCUUUUCUGAAAGAUGGAAUUAAGGAGAGUGCAAUUGAUAAGUCUGAGGAGAGUGAUGAGUUCUCUGCUGCGUCUGCUAGAAUUCCCAUUGGGUUUGCGAUUCUUGCUGCUCAUCAGCUUAGAUGGUUUAUUACUCAGAUUGAUUAUCCUCAUUAG